Molecule: messenger RNA, 24444 nt
Organism: Amoebophrya sp. A120
Lineage: Eukaryota; Dinophyceae; Syndiniales; Amoebophryaceae
Source: the annotation of a GenBank genome assembly
ACCAUUCGGCUUGCUCCGGGUUUCAUCUACUCGACUAGCAGGGACACGGCCUGCAGCACGACGUCGAUUGAUCGGAGUCGUGCCAAUAUGCCAUGAUGCACAACUUCAAGGUGGUCGUGUAGUUGUGGCGUCGACAUAGUAUUGCUAUUGCUCGAGGUCGCCUAGAUCAUAGCAAGGUCGUCGCUGACCCUGGAGACGUCCACUUGGGGCCCUGAACAGAAUCUCCUGGCAGCGGCGAUGAUUCCUCGUGGCGAGGACCGCGAUAAGUACUUGUUUCUCAUCCUCCGUGGGACCGCCCCCGCCGCACAAUAAAUAAGGCUCAGUUGAAACCCGAAAGAACCACUCAGGAGCACCUUCUUUUCUUGUGUUCUCCUUUUUUUUGUCGGACUUCCGGUCGCCUGCGGAUGCAGGAAGAUGAUACAACACCAAGUUGCGCGCGAGGAGAGACCGGUCGGCAGGAGGAUCCCUCGGGAAGUAAGGACGACGUGGCCCUCAACGUCUACGACUUCUGGAGCACCUUACCCGCUGCGGCGAGCAUCAUGCAGGGAAAUUAUGGAGUUUUUUUCUCGGAAACUCUCUCUUCGUCUUCCUCUGCACAUCGUCUAGGAGCACGAGGAGCCGAACCUCCGCCACGACGAAAGAACGCAUCCGGUUCUAGAAGUACUUGCUGGCCCUCAUACUUUCCGUCAACCUCACGAGAACAGUACAGAAAACAAAUAUUUUUUUUCGGUGAAAAAUAUUGCAAGAGUCGACGUACUAGAGGCGGUGGCCGACGUCGGGUCGUCGACUUGUUCCCUCCGCGCCGCCGGACAGAUGACCUUUUGCAUCAUCAACAUCCGCGAAUAAAGGCUUCUUUGGUUGUUGAGGUUGUGCCGCCGUCCGACCGCCAGCCAGGCCGACGAGUCGGCGCCGACCAUUUCAGGAGUAAAACGUUUCUCCCACCUCGCCCAGCCAAAAGCACCAAAAGGAGGGCCACUGGUACCAACGUGAAGAUGAGCUUGUGCAGCCUGAUGUGCUACUACCUCUUUUCGACGCAACUUCUCGCCGUACUUGCGGUGGUUUGUAGUUGGGUACUUGCCCAGUUCGGUGGACUGGUACUACAAUCGGAAGUAGCAGGACCUGUGGGAACGACCACGACGACCUUGCCAAGUUCGACGACGUCCUGUGGGCAGGAGCUACAGAUGAAGACCAGCAGCCGCAGCAUCUUCCCCAGGCAGAGUAGCAGAUGCAAGCUCUACUACAAGUCCACUACAUCUGUAGUGUCAGAACCGCCGUCGACGUCGCCGUCCCGAGAAUCUAGUCUCUUUGUCUCCGCCUUUUCCCCCACGACUCUUACACAAAGCGCCCGGCGAAACGAGCAAAGCGCCCGGCGGAAAGACAAGAAAGGAAGUAGAACAAGAUCAACAGAAGUCGACCGCUCGAAGUUGUCCUCUUCUUCAUCUGCAGCUAAUAAAGUAAUGAAAAGAACCAGUCGAGCAGCAGCAGGAGCGGAAGCGCAAGCAGGCGAGAAGGUGAAGACGAAGAAGCACCGGGGGCACACGACCACAUCAAGCACAACUUCACUGAGUAAAAAGAAAAUGAGGAGGAAAAGCACGACGAAGCAAAAAGUCAAAAUCGGUGCGGAACAGCAGGAACAGCGUGGAGGUCAACAACAAGAACAUGCGAAGAGCUCCAAGACCGCCGCGUCUUCAUCCGCCGGCAGGAGCGUCGUGUCUGCAACGUCUACUGCAGUGAGCGCGAUGAAUAAAUAUGGAGUUCUCAAAUGUUACAUUCUCAACUGUUACAUGAAUUUGUAAUGCAAGAACGGCAAAAGUGAAAGGGGGAAGAUUGCUCCUUUUGCAUUACAAAUUCCGCACAAAUUUACAUGCUGUUUAGCCCUCCGGGGAUUUGUCAUGCGUAGCCGCUUGAUCAUCUGGCGGCUCCAGGUAGUUUUGCAUGACGAAUCCAUGUAACAGUUGAGAAUGUAACAUUUGAGAGCGCCAUAAUAAAGCAAGAAUCCAUGCAGCCGAGGAAGGCGAGGGCCAAGAACAACAAGAACAACAAGAAGGGAAAUCGACCUCCGAAAUAAAGAAAGAGGAAAGCGCCGCAUCAAGAACUUCUGCGGGCACGUCUGCUGGAGGUGGUGCCCGGCGCUUGCAGUUCCGCGUGGAAAAGACCGCAGCCAAAAGGAGGCAGGCAGCGGAGGAGGCCUGUAAGAUGGAUUACUUUUGCGGUGAGCGGUAUGGACUUGUCAGGAUCGAAAUCGACAAAGUUGAAAACAUUUGCGAUGCAUAAAACUGAUACCCGUUCUUUGAAGCCCAAUUUCGAAGGAGCGCAUGUUGACAAUAAAGUUCGGAAUCACGUAAAUCCAGUCUGUCAUGUUCUCUAGGAAAAGAAGGCAUCUCCAUCUUUUGUCAUGCUACUUAUGCAGCUCUUGCUCUAUCCCAAACCGAAACCCGACACAGGCUUACUUACAGUCGGCUUCACUCGCAAAAAUCCCUGCAAGACAGUCACGUCUUGCCUCUCCUUUUAUGCAGCAUCUCACCGAUUUUUCUUUCAACUUUGUCGAUUGCGAUCCCGACGGUUCCAUAAGCAGAGAGACGAAGAUUGGCUCAAGGCCUCCUUUAUCCUGUGCAAAAGUAUCGUACUCGUACUAAUUGCAAUCAUGCAUGACAAAUCUUGCUUCUUAGCGAAAUCAGCAUUACAAAUUCGAUUUUUCCUUCUGGAGAAAUUUGUAUAGCGAUUUAAUAUACUAGUACGAUACUUUUGCAAUGCAUAUCCUUUUCCGAAAAGUUGCGAAAGAGCUCGGCCGACCUUGCGCAGGCGGAGUGGCGGGCCUCGGAAGACGAAAGGAAGUUAAAAGACGAGGAGGCUCAGGACCGUAAGGCGCAGGAAGAAGGCAGCAAGGAGAAGACGCGGCAGGAGGAGAGCACAGCGCUGGCGCUGAAGUAUGACCUGCAAAAGUAUCGUAUUUUUCGUAUAAAUGCAUUUUUACAUUUACAAAUUUCUUCAGCAUGUUGAGAAAUAAAAUUUGUAAAUGCGGAUUUACGAUAAGGGAAAAGAUUUGCAAUGCAUGAUUGCAAUUACCACGAGUGCGAUACAUUUGCACAGCAUAUGAAGAGCCGGGUGCAGAUGCUCGUCUCUGAGGACGAGAAGAAGAUGCUGGAGACGGCUAUGACCUGGUGAUCACAUGUUACAAUCUCAAACCUAGUUGCAUAUAGAGUCUGGCCUUUGUCUUGCGUAAGUAAUCAGCAUGACAGACACAUAGAGUGUUGGUGUUCCGCUUUUUGCAAUACAAAUUUCAUCGCCAGAUAUUUAUUCAAAUGGGGUUCUUUGGAGCUCCGGAACUUGUCAUGCGCAUCACUCCACCUCCUGUGAGAGUAAUCUAAACCUCCAUGAUGCACUUUCUGCAUCACAAAUUUCUCCGUUUCUAUUCGUAACGCUUGAGUAGAUUGUAAAAACACCUGGAGAGCUUAUAACGGUCGGACAGCGCAAGGCGGAGCUCCAGGCGGCGACCGAGCGAUAUGGCGUUCUCAACUGUUCCAUUCUCAACUGUUACAUGAAAUGCGUGACGCAAGAAUGGCAAAAGUGAAAGGAAGGACCUCGCACGUCUUGCAUGACAGAUUUGGCACAGAUUCUCAGCCUGUUUGACCGUCUGAGAAUUUGCCAUGCGAAGGAGCUUGAUGGCGUCGAUAGCCAAGGUGAUUUCGCAUGACAAAUCAUGCAACAGUUGAGAGCGUAGCAGUUAAGAGCGCCAUAAGCGAGCCACCGCGAUCCGGCAGUGGUCGGAUCACGUGAUAUCAACUGCAAAAAUGUCUGGGUCUGGAAGAAUCCGAACUUGUGAUGCUGCAUUUGGAUUCCAAAAAAAACCUGUAUUGCAUAAGCAGCAAAGGGAAUGCAAUUUUUGCUACGCGGAGAGGGAAUUUGUCAUGCGGAAUAGGCAACAUCGCGAAGCCCUCAAAAAGUCUGUGAUGCUAGAGCAUGCAUCACAGACAUUAUGGCCCACGCAGAACGUGCAUGACAAGUCUCAGAAUCUUCCAGACCCAGACAUUUUUGUAUUUCAUAUGUGACGCUGGUGAGCAAGAUGAAAGAAUCGAAGAAGGAGAUCGCGGUCUUUAAGGCAAAGCUGUUUGCGCACCACAAACGACAGAAGAGGCUGCCGCUCUCGGGCACGGCCACGCAGAGCAGCACUAUCAAAUGUAAAAGUGUCUGGGUCUGGAAGAUUGCGAGAUUUGUCAUGCAGAUUUUCCAUGACCCAUGCGGUCUGGAAUGCAGGGCCGAGCAUGCCAGAGUCUGUGAGGUCUCUGCCAUGCCUAUCCCGCAUGAGAAACUACCUUCCAACUUGGUCGAAAAUGGACAGCUUUUGGCACUCAUGCAACACAGAUUUUUGCAUUAUUCGGACCAGCCAUGCUCCGGCUAACGCCGGAGCGCAAGGCUGUUGUGGCGGGGCAGGACAAUGCGCGGGCUGGACCGCAGCGCCGGAGCUUUGGGCACAGCGCAACUACAGACCGAGGGAGCUACUGGCUCGGUUUUCGCCAUGUCAACCCGCAGGGCCUCCUGCGCGCUUCCCGCGCCUGCAGGGGCUAUGCGCAGAGAGCAGCUGCAGCGAAGCUUGGGGGCGAAGAGAAGCUGACUCGACAUGCAUAGGCGCCGAAGGAAGCAAUACGGGGGCCGCGCUGCCCUUUUUUGAUCACCCACACGCCCCCGCCCUAUUUGCUUCCCGGCGGAAAUCGUUGGCGCGAGAGGGUAGCGCGAGAGGGUCGCGCGAGAGGGUGGCGCGAGAGGGUAGCGCGAGAAGGUAGCGCGAAAGGGUGUGGGCCUGCGCGAUGAAAAGGCCCAAACAACACCGGUCGCGUGCCGGGGGGAUUCGGGUUUUUUUGACCCUCUCGCAGACCCUCUUUUUCACCUCUCCCGAGGAGAGUGUGACGCUGUGCGACCCGCUUUUUUACAGAUUCCGCUCGUGGAAACGCAAUUCCCAGAAAUGCAAACCUGGGAGCGUUAGCUCGUGUUUCGCGGUACUCCAAACCGCGUUUUUGCCAUCUUAAUCGCCCGAUUCCGCUCGGGGAAAGGCACAGCAAAAAAGUUGGGUUAUUUUUUGCUUUUUUUCGCACUUUUCAACUGUUUUCGUGCCUGUUAGCUCCUGUUUCGCGGUACUCCGCGCCGCGUACUUUCCGGCCUACUUGUCGGCCUUUUCGGCCGAUUCCGCUCGGGGAAAGGUGCGGCCCGGCCGGCGCCUUUGCUUGGGACCUCUCCGUCUUGCCGCCGGCGCUUUUUCACGUACGGAAAAUACGUGAGCGAUUCCGUGACUCGGAAAAACGUGGCGGAGUCCGCUCGCGUUUCGCGUUGGCAAGGCCCGCGGGGGCAAAUUCCGUGAAUUGCCGCCGCGGUGGUGGAGUCCGCUCCUGUUUCGCGUUCACUUACUGCCGUUUACGUAAAACGCCCAAAAUUCCGUGAUUCGGAAAAACGUGGCGGAGUCCGCCCGUGAUUCGCGCUGCCAAGGCCUGCGCGGCCAAAUUCAGGGAAGUGCCGCCGCAAGCCUUGGACUCCGCUCCUGUUUCGCGCCCAUUUCGUGCGGUUUCCUUGAAACGUCACGAAUUAAGUGACUCGAAAAAAGGCGGCGGAGUCCGCUCGUGUUUGGUGUCCCGGCUUGUUGUGGAACGCUUUCAAUCCGGGCGGUGUGGUGGCCCGCCGCGUCCGUUGUGUGCCGUCAGCCGGCCGAUGGCUCGCAAAUUUGCCGCCUAAAAGGCUGCCGAUUUUUUUCUAAUAUUGUGGGGCCCACAUUGUUCCGGCUUGUGGCCCUCCUUUUUUCUUUUCGUCGUGGCCCCACGAGUCUGGGGCCCCAAGGGUUCUAGAGGUAGCCCGGGCAAGGGUUUUUUCGUCGGUAGUUUUUGCAGGUUUUGGAAAUUGGGGCGCUGGGGAUUUUUUUUAAUUUUUUUGGCGAAGAUUGCCCGCCCCAGUGUCUGCAGGGCCCGUGGCGCAUCGGGGCCCGGGGUUUCCAAGGUUUGCGCCCCUGCGAUUUUAGUUUUUGCCCCAGAGGGAAACGGCGCGAGUGUUUUCCAUUUGUCUCGGGCCGCAUAUCAAUGGCCCCGGCCCGCCCGGCCGAGGUUUAUGAGGGGCGCAGAGGUGGGGUUGGGGGGGGCUAAUUUGGGGUCUAAUUUCGCGUCUAGUUUGUUUCUAAUUCAAGCAUAGGGAAUGCGAAAGGGUUUGCAAUGAAAAAAAUUAGCCGUGAUUUAGCCAGGAACUUAGGCGCGAAGUUAGUCGCCUGCCUUAGCAUCGACUUAGGCAAGGAAUUAGUCGGGGCAAGAGGUGCCCCGCCCGGUCUGUUUCCGGCUAGGUGGUUGCUGUUGAUCAUUUCGCCGGGUGGUUUCCCGGUUUUUUGUGUGGGCGAAUUGCCGCCCCCCCUAAUCUUGCACAUCGCGCCUGGCCUCCCCUCGGGGUCGCCUCCCUUCUGGGCCGUUUUCUCUCUGGAUGGGAGGAGCCCCAGGGCGCUAGGUAUUUGGCCGCGAAGUUCUUGGCCCCGUUCGUUUUUGGUGUCCCGCCCCCCAUGAUUUUUGCCCGGUGGUCUUCGGGUUGGGUGUUGUCUUUGGCGGCAUUGCCGCCACUUUCUUUCUUUGUUUUCCUUCGCGACAUUAGAAAAAAUAUAGCAAGUUUUAAGCCUCGGAGAAUGCCCGGGGCCGGCUGCCUGAGUGCCGGCUGAAAGCAAGGGAAGCGCGCCACGCCGUGGCGUUUGGGCGCGGAACGCUCCCAAUCUGGGCGGCGUGGUGGUGGUCUUUCGUUGGUUUAGUUGUAAAGAGGCAAAAAGACAAGGAAACGCAGCGCGCCGGGGCGCUUGGGCGCGGAUCUUUGGAGCAGUUUGGUCCAACCGCGGCCGGCGACGUGGUGAAUGUCCCUUCUCCUUCCCCCCCUGCAACGAAGGCCCUCCGAUGCCGUCCCUGAAUCCCUUCCCGUCCCUAAAUCUGCUUCCGUCCCUGAAUCUGCUUCCUGUCCCUGAAUCGCUUCCCGUCCCUGAAUCUGCUUCCGUCCCUGAAUAGCUUCCCGUCCCUGAAUCUGCUUUCGUCCCUGCAUCCCUUUCCGUUCCUGAGUCCCUUCCUGUCCCUGAAUCCCUUGCCAUUCCUGAAUCCCUCCCCCGCCCCUGAAUCCGUCGCGAUUCUGGGCCCCUGUCGCCCCGUGUUAAGCGCUGUUCUUGCGCCCGCCUUCCUUUGUGAUUCCUUCUCGUCUUUUUCCCGCUGUCCAGGUGGCCGCGUACCUGCGGGCCUCGCUGCGGCACGCUUUUAAUCCGGGCGGUGUGGUGAGCACUCCUACCCUCCGAGGGGGUAUCGCGGCAAAAGGAGGCGCAACCGACGGCCAGGCCUCGCGUCGGCACGCUUUGAAUCAGGGCGGUGGGGUGCGGUGAGCGCCCCUGUUGCCCAACGGUAUGCGCCGCGGCAGUAAGAGGCGCCGCAUACCCUUGGGCGUGGGCGUGGCACGCGUAGCGGCGUCGCAAUAGGGCGGCAGGGGCUCCUGCAGCAUGACGCCGGUCCUUGGCGCGGCAUGUUUUGAACCUCAGCGGCGUGGUUGAUCCCCUGCCGUUCUCUUGCCCUCGAGCCAAGGAUUUAGCUCUUUCCCUGCUGCCGUCGCUGAAAGCACCGCGCCCCUGUGUGUUGCCGUCCCUGAAUCCGUCUCCUCUCGUCCUCGGGUCUUUCGUUGCAUCCUGUGGCGGCUGGCUGAGGAACGGAAAGAAAGGGACCCAGGGAGGGAAGGGCAUUCAGGGGCGGCCAUGGAUUCAGGGACGGGAAGGACCGCGAGCCCGCGGCGGCACUGGGCGGAGGAAGGGGAGGAAGUAAGGGCAGGAACCCCACCACGCCGCCCAGAUUGAGAGCGUGCGUUCCGCGCCGGGCCAGGUAGAAAACGGCGGCCCGCUUCGGCGCGGCGCCCCCACAGAAAACACAACUCCACCACGCCGCCCAGGUUGAGAGCGUUCCGCGCCCAAGCCCGGCGGUAUACUGCGCCCCCGGUCGGCGCGCCGCCCCCGCACACGGCACAACUCCACCACGCCGCCCAGAUUGAGAGCGUUCCGCGCCGCGGCAGGUAGAAUACAGCGCUCCGCUUCGGCGCGGCGCCCCCACAGAAAACACAACUCCACCACGCCGCCCAGAUUGAGAGCGUUCCGCGCCCAAGCCCGGCGGUAUACUGCGCCCCCGGUAGGCGCGCCGCCCCCACAGGCAACACAACAAACUCCACCACGCCGCCCAGGUUGAGAGCGUUCCGCGCCGAUAGCAGCCCCUGGAGAAGCGACGCCUCUAGGGGCUCAGGGGGACGGAUUCAGGAACGGAAAGGAAGGGACUCAGGGAGGGAAGGGUAUUCAGGGGCGGCCAGGGAUUCAGGGACGGGAAGGACCUCGAGCCAGCGGCGGCACUGGGCGGAGGAAGGGGAGGAAGUAAGGGCAGGAACUCCACCACGCCGCCCAGAUUGAGAGCGUUCCGCGCCGUGGCAGGUAGAGUACAGCGCUCCGCUUCGGCGCGGCGCCCCCACAGAAAACACAACUCCACCACGCCGCCCAGAUUGAGACCGUUCCGCGCCCAAGCCCGGCGGUAUACUGCGCCCCCGGUAGGCGCGCCGCCCCCGAACACGGCACAACUCCACCACGCCGCCCAGAUUGAGAGCGUUCCGCGCCAUAGGACCGGCAGAAAGCAGCCCCUGGAGAAGCGGUGCCUCUAGGGGCUCAGGGGGACGGAUUCAGGAACGGAAAAGGAUUCGGAGGCGGGGCAACAUCUAGAAACGGGCCGGGAUUCAGGGACGGAAAGGAAGGGACCCAGGGAGAGAAGGGUAUUCCGGGGCGACCAUGGAUUCAGGGACGGGAAGGACCUCGAGCCCGCGGCGGCACUGGGCGGGGGAAGGCGGGAAAAUAAGGGCAGGAACUCCACCACGCCGCCCAGAUUGAGAGCGUUCCGCGCCCAAGCCCGGCGCCCCCCGCACGCGGCACAACCCCACCACCCCGCCCAGAUUGAGAGCGUGCCGCCCCCAAGCCCGGCGGUAUACCGCGCCAGCGGUAGGCGCGGCGGCCCCACACACGGCACAACCCCACCACACCGCCCAGAUUAGGAGCGUUCCGCCCCUAAGCCCGGCGCCCCCCGCACGCGGCACAACUCCACCACCCCGCCCAGAUUGAGACCGUGCUGCAGGCCCGACACGGGGAAAGCAAGACCGGGCCCCCCCUGCGAACGCAACCCAGGAAGACCCGGGCCCCCCGUGCGCGCCUAGCCGGUACCCUCGGAGGACGGACCGGGAACCCCCUUGCGGGCGCAACCGCUUCUCCCCCCGGGAAGACCGGGGCCCCCCUAAGCGAGCACCACCUUCCCCCGAAAAAGACCGGGGCCCCCCCUGCGGGAAUCACCGCCCCCCGAGGAAAAACCGGGGCCCCCCUUGCGGGAACCACCGUCCCCCGAGGAAAAACCGGGGCCCCCCAAGCGAGCACCACCCCCCGGGAAGACCGGGGCCCCCCUCGCGUCCAUUGAGAUUUUUUUCACCUUCUCGCGAAACGCGAGCUGUCUACGAACGCGUUCAAAAAGUUCAAAAAGUUUCGUCCACCGUAGCAUGCGGAUUCGCGAAAGUGGGUCGCACAGCGUCAGGGUCUCCUCCCGAGAGGUGCUGCUAAUAGUCCAGCUAUACUCGCCAGUAGAGGUCUACAGAGGUGGCCGAGAGGUGGCCAGGAGGGUGCGCGAGAGGUUCGCCCUUAUUCGCGCAACCUCUCGGCACCUCUGUCCCCCUCUCGCCUACCCUCUCGGGACUCUCUCGGCCACCUCCGGGCCCCAUAGGCGCGGCUUUAGGGUGAACGGUUCGGCUGGCUAUACCCGCGCCACCUCUCGGCCACCCUCCCGAACGACCUCCCGCGCCACCUCUCCACCUCUGUCGACCUCUUUUUGACCUCUGUUGACCUCUUUUUGACCUCUCGGCCACCUCCCUUCGACCCUCUGUAGACCUCUUUUUUCGCAUGAAUAUAAUAGAUAGUAACUCAGCAUGACAAGUUUAUAAUCUUCCAGACCCAGAGCCAGACAUUUUUACAUUUGAUAAGCACCCUGCCCAUGCAAAAGGGCAGCGGCACCUACUACAUUAUGGGAUUCUCAAACGUUACAUUCUCAACUGUUACAUGGAUUUGCCAUGCAAAAUUGCCAUUGCCCUCCACUUGAUCAAGCUGCUUAGCAUGACAAAUUUUCGAAGGGCUAAGCAGUAUGAUACUCUGUAGAAAAUCUGUGAUGCGAAAGUUGCAACGUUGCCACUUUCACUGUUGCUGUUCUUGCAUAUACAAAUCCAUGUAACAGUUGAGAAUGUAACAUUUGAGAACGCCAUAUACAUUGAUGCCAGCUUUGGCGCCGCCAAGGGGAUCGACGAAAAAACGCAGAUGGCCAAGCCAGAAACCGAUGUUGAGGAGCUGCAGUAUGGGUGGAUUCUCGAACGUUGCACUCAUCUCAACUGUAUACAUGAAUUGUCAUGCAAAACUAGCAACAACAUCCACACGAUCAUGAAGCUGGGGAUCCUUGACCUGUGGCGCAGGGAGCGGGUGUCCACUACGUGAUAAUGAUGAUGAUGUUGAAGCUACUUCGCAUGACAAGUUUCUGAACGGUGAAAGAAGCCGAGUUUGUAAUGUUGCCAGUAGAGGUGCAACAGACCACACUCCGUCCUUUCACUUUUUGCUUAUAAUUCUUGCGUCGCAAAUUCAUGCAUACAGAUGUUGACUGCAAUGCUUGAGAAUCCCAUACACAGCCGGGCUAUUUCUCCAUUAGGGCGGAAAAAUCGGCAAAUCGCAUCAUUUUUGCCAGCGCACUUAUUGGGGGGGUAAAAAAAGUUUUUUUGUUGGGGGCGCAACAUCUUGGAAGCCGACACGCCUCGCAUGUCACUUGAUCUUUUCCACAGGAAACAUGGUAGCUGAGCUUUGGAAAUGUCGCAACACCAAGACCAGAAGCAUGCCACAACUCCUUCGCUCUGUGCGUUGUCGUCCAGAUGGCCGGGCGCUGUGUCGUGGGCCCGCUCUUCGAACAGUGGCCGGGCCGCCUCCGUGACCGGGGCUCGACGAGGCCCGUCGCCCGGAAAAGAAGGCCCGGCAAGGGGGGUGGUCAGGGGGGGGCAUUUUUGCCCCCUUCGGACACCCCUUCCGGGUACCCCCUCCGGGUACCCCCUCCGGGUACCCUUUCGGUAGCCUAUGCCGACCCCCAAAUCCCCAUUGGAAACUGCUGAUUUGGCAGGUCCCAAAAUGGUAGCCCAACGGUAGCCCAAGCGGACCCCCUUACCCCCCCCCUUCGGCACCCCCCCCGGAAGCACUUGAUUGUUGGCGCGUCCGCAUUUUCAACGUCCGGCCGCAGAGGGGAGACGAGAAGAUGUCUGGGCGCGUACGGAAUUGGAUGCGGGAGAGGGGGCGCGGCUUCCCGCGCCGGAGAGCCGCAGGCCUGUGCAACUUCAACAAAGUACUGCGGUUCUAUUGGAAAAAGGGGAGGGUCGGAUGGCGGACCGUGACAACGAAGAGUGGCGCCAGCGGCUACAUGGCCAACAGGAAAAAAAGCAGUGCUGAUACCCCCAACAGCCACAAUUUUUUUGCCCCCCCAAAAAGUGCGCUGUCAAAAAUGAUGCGAUUUGCCGAUUUUUCCGCCCUAACUCCACGGAGUACCCCUACUUGGAUGGGGCCUUGUUCUCGGGAAGUCCGUUUUCUCAGACCAGCAUGCCCCGGGCGUGGUGGCAGCUGGAGCUUCAGUCUUUUCCGAUGAUUGUGGUGGAGGUGAUCCUGGUAUUCCCUGGGAAUUAACCAUCCCCAUGAUCCACUUUAUUUUGCAUGACACGCGCAGAGUUUGAUGCUACAUGUUUUGCAUGACAAACUGGAUGGGGAUCGUUAAUAAUCUUCACGGCAUACCUGGUCACGCUGAGUCCCAAGGCCUGCGGCGUCGCCUCCCUGUUCACAUGGACCGAUCUGAGUGAGUGUCGCAGCGCGGCCGGAGGCGAGAAGAGCGAAACGAUCGCGACAGACCCUCUGGUAUGAAAUCGACAAAAGCAUCGUGCAGCUACUUAGUAGAAAUCGCAUGACAAAUACUUCCCUGAGCAUGAAAAAUGAAAUUUGUAGUGCGGGUAUAGGUUGAGAAGGAGAUUUGUAAUGCAUGAUAACGAUGACUACGAGCACGAUAGUACAACUAUCGCAGUGCAUAUCUGGAAGAUCUUGCGGACGUGGACGUCCCAGACCAGCUAGACGACGCUAUGGAACUCUCAAACGUUACAUUCUCAACUGUUACAGGAUUUGUCAUGCAAAAUGAGCAUCAGCAUCCACAGCACGGCGAAGCUGCUUCGCAUGACAAAUUUUGCAUCAAGGGCUAAACAGCAUAGAAGAAAUCUGUGCCCCCGCAUUUGUGUAAUGCAAGACGUGCUGCAAGCUCCGGCCUUGCUUUUUUCUUUUUGCUGACAUUCUUGCAUUACAAAUUCAUGUAAACUACGGUUGAGAAUGUAACAAUUGGGAAUCCCAUAGACGCCUACCUCGUCGUGGGCGUGAAGACCGACGUCGACUUCGAUGCCCCAGGGAAAGGCGGGGGACCCUGCCAGGCGUUUGCGGCCGGCGGCUGGAAGGCAAACGCGUGUGGCCUCCCGUAUGACAGUGCACAACUCCCCUUCCCCCUCAUUUGUCAUGCAAAAUACCCAAUCCGCCCUGUGCCUCUUGACACUGUUUGCAUGGCAAGUUGUGGUAGCCCAAAUUAUAGCACUAUGUAUACUCCAGUGCAAAUUUGUCAUGCAAAACCGGCAUUCUUGCUAAUGCUUGCGUUGCCGUGCAUGCUAUACAAAUGAGGGGGAGGGGGAGUUGUGCACUGUCAUAUGCCGCACCCGCAAGACAUUCGCGACGACGAGAGCACGCGGACCACGUUUAUUGUGAGGAAAAAUGUCCCCACGCCAUAGUCAAGAUGCGCAAUCUGCAACACAAACCCGGGAGUUUUGGGAGUCACGCAUGACAAGUUCCCCUCUGUAUUGUAGUGCAGUUUCGCAAGGACAGCCGCAUCACAAAGCCAGCUCCUCAUCCUAUUUUCAGCAUCACAAAUUCCAAAACACGACUGGAAAAAAUGGCUCUCAUGGGGAUGCGCAUUUUUACAAGUCUUCCUGUUUUUCUCUUAUUUGCAAGAAAUCAGAAUUACAACUCUUUGGUGGGGACGUUUUUGCUCAGGAUAACGCUCCGAAGCGAAUUUCUCCAGGACACGAACGUGGGAGUAUCAAAUGUAAAAAUGUCUGGGUCUGGAAGAAUGCAAGUUUGUCAUGCUUGUCUGGCAUGACUCCUAAAUCUGUCAUGCACAUUCCCAAAGAGCCCCACUUUUCUGUCAUGCAGAAACGUAGUGUGUCAUGCAGAAUAGGCAACACCUAGAAGCUCAGAGACUUGUCAUGCUGAGCCAGCAAUUGUCGCCUCCUCAUGAUACGCCACACAGCAUCACAAGUUUCCAGACCCAGACAUUUUUACAUUUGAUAGGGAGAGUGGGACAACCAAACAACCUGGAAUAACAACGAGCUCCCGACAAUGAAGGGCAAGUACAUAUGGCGCUCUCAAACGUUACACUCUGAAAUUUAUUUACAUGAAUUUGUGAUGCAAGACUAGCUUGCGAGUUCCGCAGUACAGAGUGUGCCAUGCUGUUUAGCGCUUGCGGCGGCCGGAGGGGCGGGUACUCCUCUACUGGUACUGGUGCCGGAGGGGCGGCCGGAGGGGCGGCCGGAGGGGGAUGGUGCUACUGGUACUGGUUUUGUCUGGUGUCACUUUUGGCAACUGACCACAUAACGCCUGGCUGCGAAUUCAUGCCGCCCUAUUAGGUUCUUGUUAGUGUAACGCUAUUUGCCUUUCUCUCUGCUGUCUCGCACUUAACUAGCUUUCCCGGGGUCGUGGAGCUCGCCACAAUCUCUCUCGCUGUCCUCGAGCGCAGUUUGCUGCCACGUUUAUGGUUCUUGCCAUCUCCACGAAGGGGAGUUUCAAUUUCGGUUGGGGAGGAUUGCCCAUGCUGCUUGGAUUCAUUUGGGUUUGUCCUGAGGAUUUGGCUAGCGUUCCGCUCCUGGAGGGAGCCAGGUUUUGCUUGACGUGGGGGUGGCCGACUACCUCGCAGUCCUCUGCUGUUGUUGUCUGUGCUUGUGGUGGAUAAGGCACUCCCUGUCGGCAGGGUGCUGCCGCCGACACCUCGCCACCGCGUUCCGCGGGGUUUGCUGGACUUGCUUCCCUAGAUGGGGAAAUAGGAGGUUCCGGGAGGGGACUGGUACGUAGCGCGUCUAUACUCAAGGCCGGGAGAUGGUGACGCCUUGCCGCCACAUUGGACUAUGUCUUGCUUACGUAGAGGGCGGCUUCGUCUUUGGCGUUUUCUCUCAGAGCGUGCUAGGAGGGGGGGACGUUUCCGGGCUUCGGGCUUGUUCCGGGGGUUUCUCUUCGGGGCCACGACGUUGUCACUGCGACCUUUGGUUUUAGCUUUCUCUGGCGAGGAGGUGGCGCUCGGUGAUUUUUGACCCGGAUGGUCGGGCCGGCAACUCUUUGCUAUGCGGAGGCUUGUGCUUCCGGGUUCUCCUUCAGACGGUGGUUUUCGCUGGCGCUCUUUUCUUGUCUACUGCGGACUCGGUGCUGGAGAGCAGGGUUUUACUUCCUUGUAUGGGUUUUCGUUUCUUCCCACGCUCCCUCGCUUGUUUCUGUCUUCGCCAUGGGGGCAAGUGGGGCUGGGGCGCUGGCGCGGUUCCCCCCAUUCAACCACCGGUGGUGGGGUUCUGGGGGGUCUUGCCCUGGGGGCCAGGUGGUGGUGGAGUGGGCCGCUCCCCGCUACGGAAGCUGGGCACGGCCUGCUUGACCCAGCCCCAAUAGGCGCGGUCCAAUGGGCCGCUUGGGUGUGUGCUCUGGAUAAUUCUCGGAAGGAACGCAACGAAAUGCAAUACAUGAAUUUGUGAUGCAAAACUAGCUUGCGAGUUCCGCAGUACAGAGUGUGCCAUGCCGUUUAGCGCUUCAAGGUUUUUUUUUCAUGCCAAGUGGCUUGUUGAUCUUGCUGCAUUGGCUGAUCGGUCUUUUGCAUAUAACAGAUCGUGUAUUUUUCGUUGAGAACGUAACGCUUGAGAGCGCCACAGUACAGCGUCUGCGGCUCGAAGCGCGCGGAGUAUGAAAGCCUCAGGUUGAAAAUCCUCAAAGUGGAAAUAAUUUGUGAUGCAAAAAAACGCCUCCAGCUGAAGCGGCAUUUGUAGUCGUCGCAUGACAAAUUUCCCGGGCACUUAAAACGUGUCUGUCAUGCAGGCUGAGGCAAAGAGGUGCCCUUCUGUCGUGCUAAGCAGCACUCCAAUUCUUCAACCUUAGCAGGAUAAUAGUCGGCCUCCAUUGCGUCCUCUGCAAUACAGUCUUUUUUGCGUCGCAUUUCAUGCAUCACAAAUCAUUUCCACUUUGAGGAUUUCCAUUCUGAGGCUUUCAUACGGAGGGGUACUCGAUGCCAGGCCUGGAUAUAAAGAACCAGGACCAUCUGGUCACUAUCAAGUGCAAGUAUGUCUGGGUCUGGAAGAGUGCAACUUGUGAUGCCGUCUUUGGAUUCCAAAAAAAUCUGCAUUGCGUGAGCAGCAAGAGGGGUCCAGUUUUUGCUGCGAAGAGAGGCCAUUUCUCAUGCGGGAUAGGCAUCAAGGCGUCCCCAAAACGUCUGUGAUGGUCCUCGGGCAUGCAUCACAGACAUCAUGGGUCAUGCAAAAUGUGCAUGGCAAACGUUGGAUAUUUCCAGACCAAGACUAACUAUUUGCAGUGGACAGUCACGUGGGCAAAACAGGACGAGGAGAAAAGGGAGGCCGAAGCUAAGGACGAAGUGUACGACGAGCCCUACGAGAAGCUGCUGGAGACGCGAAACCCGGACGAGGCAAAUGGGGGGGACGAGUACUACCGCAUCCGCGUGGACUGCUACGCAGUAUGGAUGUGUCAGAGUUGAAAUCGACAAAGUUGAAAUGAUUUGCCAUGCAUAAAAUGCGACGCAAAGACUGACUCUAUUGCUGAAGGCGCAAGGGAGGCAGAUUCUAGUGCUGGUAAGGGUCAAGAAUUGGGCUGCUUAGUAGCAUGACAGGGAGCAGCCAUCUUGCCCUAAACAGCAUGACAGACUUGCUUCAGAGGCCAGGAAAAUUUGUCAUGCGCCGAUUGGAAACUGUGGGUGUCUAACUGGUAUAGAUUUUACGCAUCACAAAUUAUUUCAACUUUGUUAAUUUCAAUCCUGACAGUUCAUACGCAGCCUUGGGCAAGUACGUCUUCAUCGAGUUGCCGCACGGGAAGACGGAGCGGCAGGUUGUCCGGGAGAACCAAGACACCCUGGUAAAUAUGGAAGCGUCAGGUUUGAAAUCGUCAAAGUUGAAAUGAUUUGCCAUGCAUAAAAUAAAUGCAAGGCAUGAAGUGCCUGUCUUGCCGGGAUGGCAAAGGAGGCUGACAACUGUCAGCCUGUUUAGUGUUUGAAACAGAGCUGCUAAAGUAGCAUGACAAAAGCAGGCGUCUGUACCCAAACAGCAUGACAAAAUGGAAUCCGGUGCUGGGAAAAUUUGUCAUGCGCCGCUUGAAAAUUGGGCUUCCAACUGCCAUCGAUUUCAUGCAUUACAAGUUACCAGCCAUGCUCCGGCUAACGCCGGAGCGCAAGGCUGUUGUGCUGGGGUUUGACUAUUUGCGGAUCGGGCCGCGACACAAAAGCUUUGGGCACAGCGUGACGGACCGAGGAAACUUUGAGCGCCAUUUUGCGCGAGGUCAACUCGCAGGGCCUCCUGCGCGCUUCCCGCGCCUUUAGGCCCUAUGCGCAGGGGGCAGCUGCAGUAAACCUUGCGGGCGAAUAGAUGGCGCCCCGGCGUAGGUGCGUGCCGAAAGAAUCAGACAGAGGCCGGCGCUGCUCUUUGUUCAUCACCACCCCGCGCCUGCCCACCUGAUUCCCCGGGGAAGUAAAACUGUUUGCGCGAGAGGGUGGCGCAAGAGGGUGGCGCGAGAGGGUGCGCGAGAGGGUGGCGCGAGAGGGUUCGGGCUUUUGCAUGAAAGGGCCGCAACAAAAUCAGCCCUGUGCCGGGCGGGUUCGGGUUUUUUUACCCCUCUCGCAGAGCCUCUUUUUCACCUCUUCCGAGAGGUGUUGCUAAUAAUCCGGCUAUACUCACCGGUAGAGGUCUACAAAGGUGGCCGAGAGGUAGCCCAGAGGGUGCGCGAGAGGUCUCCCCUUAUUCGCGCAACCUCCCGGCACCUCUGUCCACCUCUCGCUUGCCCUCUUUUUUACCUCUCGGCCACCUCCGUGCCGCUUAGCGGCCCUAAAGGGUGACCGGUUCGGCGGGCUAUACUCGCGCCCCCUCUCGGCCACCCUCUCGAAUUACCUCCCGCGCCACCUCUCCACCUCUGUCGACCUCUUUUGACCUCUUUUUGACCUCCCUGCCACCUCUCGUUUGCCCUCUCUAAACCAAUACAAAUACUUUCGCAUGAAUAUAAUAGAUAGUAACUUCAUUUCAACUUUGACGAUUUCAAUCCUGACGCUUCCAUAGUAAACCCCGAGAGGAUAGACCUCAUGAGCUCCUCCGGUAGCGUGAACAAAAGUAGCACCGUCAGCUACUUCGGCGCGACCAACGUGGACUAUGAGAGUGCACAACUCGUCCCCCUCCCCGUCAUUUGUAUUGCAUGAACAGCAAUGCAAACAUCAGCACACAUGGAGCCUGUGCAUGACACAGAAAUUCUUCAUGUGCCUCGCGUAGAAGUACUGUUUGGGCACCACCUUCCGGAAUCUGUCACGCAAACAGUGCCACCGGGAACAAGCACUAGAAUCCCGGGUUUGGAAUGACAAAUUAGGCGGAGGGGGAGUGGUGCACUCUCAUAUGGACCUGCCGCGUGUUUUGCAGUUGCGAGAGGUCGUGGUGUACGGAUCGAUCUUAUCCUGUGCGAAAGUAUCGUACUCGACGUAUUGCAAUCAUGCAUUACAAAUCUUAAUCUUGAUCUUAAGCAAAAUCCCCAUUUCAAAUUUUAUUUCUCACGCUGAGGAAAUAAUUUGUGAUGCAUUUAUACGAGUGCGAUGCUUGUUUUGCAAUGCAUAGAACUACGACGUGGCCACCAACGCGACCCGAGAGCAAAUGAUGGCGGACAAGUUUCAAAAUAUCAAAUGUAAAAAUGUCUGGGUCUGGAAGAAUGCAACCUGUGAUGCUGCAUUUGGAUUCCAAAAAAAUCUGUAUUGCAUGAGUACCAAAGGGAGUGCAAUUUUUGCUACGCUGAGAAGGCAUUUGUCAUGCGGAAUAGGCAUCAAGAAGCCUUCAAAAAAUCUGUAUUGCUAGGGUAUGCAUCACAGACAUCAUGGCUCAUGCAAAACGUGCGCGACAAAUCUCGUAUUCUUCCAGACCCAGACACUUUUACAUUUGAUACAAAAUUACACGGACCAAUUCGACGAGGUGUUCCAGACAGUAUGCAUUGCAAAUAUGUUAUCUGGGUCGCGAAAGAUAAGAAUGAGAUUCGGGAUGCUAUUAUAUAAGUAACACCUGUCGAUCAGACUACAAAAACCUGUAGAUAGUGCAGGAGCAGCAAAAGCACUCAGAUUUAUUUUGCCACAUGACGAAGGAGGGCACUUCAUCUCAUGCAGGAUAAGUAGGCAUGAGCAAGUCUUCGCGAAAGCUGCGAACAAGCUAGCGCAUGCAUGAUAGGCAUCUUCGCGGGCCAUGGACAAUUUGGAUGACAAACUCUCCUCCCGAUCUCCCAGCAGACCCAGACAUGUCUGCAAUGCAUAGACAGUAAACGAGGACAAUACUGUCGCACCGCCGGGGCUUUCGGCAGGGGGAGGGGGUGGCGGGACGACUUUGCUGCGCACGGACAUGAGCCUGACAACUUCAACUUCCCGGACGGGCGGCCGCGCGAACAAGAGCAACCUCCGCGCGGGCGAGACAACGCAGGUGAGCGCCGCUCCUGCCGCAUCGAACGGGAGCGUGAUGUAUUUGUGGGACCCCAACGCGCUGACACCGACGCCGCCGGAGAAUAGCACCGGCGUCUACAAUCAGGUAUGGCAUUCUCAAAGAACGUUCUUACAUUCUUAAUUGUUACAUGAAUUUGUCAUGCAAAAACGCUAUCACUCUUCACGCGAUCAAGCCUUUUUCGCAUGACAACAUCUCGACGUGCUAAAUAGCACUAGAUUCCGUCCGAAACCUGUCAUGCAAAAGGCGCAAUCUUCCUCCUUUCACUUUUUCUAUUUUUGCAUUGCAAAUUCGUAUAACAGUAUGAGAAUGUAAAAACAGUUGAGAAUCCCAUAUCAGGUAGGGUCCGCGUGCACCAGCGAAGAGGUCGACCUCGACGCCGAAGGGUGUGGACUGACGGGCUAUGGGGCUCUCAAGCGUUACAUUCUCAACGAACUGUUGCGUUAUUUGUCAUGCAAAAUGACCAUGAGCCACCAGACGACCAAGCUGCUUCGCAUGGCAAAUUCUCGGAGGGCUAAACAGCGUCUAAAUCUGUGCCAAAUCUGUCAUGCAAGACGCACAAGCUCCCCCCUUUCACUCUUGCCAUUCUUGCAUCGCACAUUCAUCUAACAGCUGAGAAUGUAACACUUGAGAUCGCCAUACGGGCCUCGCGGAACUGCAUGUGCUAGAAACUUCCGUGCGUGCCAUCAGCCGGAGCGACGUGGCCACAGACUAUCUGUCGACCCACAAGUAUCAUGGGGGUUUCAGGACCGAAAUCUUCGACAAAGUUGAUGAAAACAUAACUCGUAGUGCAUAAAACAGAUCAUGGCAGCUGGAGUCCCUAUGUAUAACCGGCGCAAGAGAUCAAAUUUCGGUACUAGUACCUAAGACUACGAAAUACACUACUGCAUGCGGUUUGGGGAAUGACAGGGCCCUUUGUCAUGCUGCUUUAGCAGCUCUACCUCCAACCGCAAACAGGCUUACGCUUACCCUCACUUGCGUGCCCUCCAAUGCAGGUACUAGUUUGGGUAUUGCAUUUUAUGCAUUUUAUACAAACUUUAUCGAUUUCGGUCCUGACGCUUCGUUCCAUAGGAGGCCGAUCCACGCCUUCGACCGGAACAAGGGCGGCUUUCCGCACCUUAUCCUGUGCAAAAGUAUCGCACUCGUACUAAUUGCAAUAUAUGCAUGACAAAUAUUGACCUUAACCUAAAACAGCAUGACAAAUUCCAGUUCUCAUGCAGCUGAGGAAUGCAUGUAUACGAGUACGAUACUUUUGCAAUUUAUACACGCAAUCAACCACAAAUACGCCACGCUUUUUGAGGGUAUUCCGACCGAUAUGAAACUGCACACCGUCCCUCCCCCUCGUUUGUAUCUAGAACGGGCGGUCGCUCCGCGCCCGCCGGCCCGGCGACGAGGGGGUGCAAGGGGGAGCGAGGGGAAAAGAGUGUGGCCACCAGUGACCACCGGUAGAUACUGAAACUUUCUUGGCGGGAUAAGCGAAAAAGAGAAACGGCGGCACUCCCGGCCCUCCUCCCUUGGCGAGAGCGAAAGAAGCGCAGGCAGAGUCAAGGCCGCUAGGCGCGAGGGACGGUAUGGGGCACAGAGCGCAGCCACUUUCCAAGCCUCCAAAAACAGGCCCGGCGGAGAGCGUGCGCAGACCUCUCGCGAAGGCUCGGAAGGAUAGCCACGCGAAGCAGGACGAAAAGAGCGCGCCGACGGCCGAAAGACAAGAAAUAGAAACGUGGCCAUCACCAAUAAAAAAAAAAGCACAGCAGGGAGGGCCGCGGCGGAAAGGCAGAGGGGCCGCUAUGUAUGGCUCUUGCUAGAAGCGAGAAAGACCAAAAGAAAAGAGCAAGCAGGCCCAAGUGAAAGCCAACCCACGGCCGGGGACGCGGCAAAAAGCGUUGGAAGCGAAAGAAGAAGGAGGCGGGCCGCAAAGGAACCGAAAGCACGCUGUUCAACAGUCCAAAGCAAGGACGAAACAAAGCAAAAUCAGGCAGCCCCGGCGCGGCCGAAGAGCCCCCCGCUGGCGGCAGUGCGCACGCGACCAAGCCCGGCCUGCAGGGCCACAGGCGGCGGGGAAAGGCGGAAACUGACGCCAGAUCCCUCGCAACAGAGGUGGAAGGGGAAGGGGCGCCAGAAUGCAGAGCGACUUCAGCCUGGGGCAGCCAAACGCGAACCGCCAGGCAUCUAAGCCAGGGCCAAGGGCCCAGACCACGGCAGGCAGGGCCGAAGGCCACCCGGGGGCCGGGCAGCGCGCGUUUCGGUCCCUCCGAGCGAGUUUCCCACUUUGGCGGGUUUUCUCACUAGUGUUUUCGCUUUCCCCAAAAUCGGGCUUUUUGUCACUAGUGGCUCCACUAGUGGGCGCCUUCACUAGUGGCGCCUGUCACUAGUACCGCUCGCGCUUUUUUGUUACGCUAAAAACACUAGCAGGAUUUCUACUAGUAGCCGUUUUUCUGCUAGCACGAUUCUACUAGCAGGAUUCCUACUAGUAGCUUGCAACCCCGCGUCCGCCAGAAUUUUUCCAAUAGUACUGCACACCGUCCCUCCCCCUCGUUUGUAGUAUUGUAGGAACGACAAUACAAAUUAGACAAGGAAAAUCAAGGAAGUUCAUCAAAAAUCGAACACCCCCCGGCCCGGGGCUCCCGGGAAAUAUAGAUGAUGUGUGUGGGCCCCAACCAUUUCGCACUUCCCCCCUGCGGAGCCCGCCCCGCCAUGCGCUGCCGCUGGCAUGUGUGUCGUUUUUAGUUCUCACGCCUGCGCAUGUACGAGCCGAAGCGACCCCAGCAUUGGCUCUGCAGCCCUGCUCCGGUUCAAAAGUAGGCGCCUAUGAAAGAACAGCCCGAAGGCGUUCGAAGGUGGCGCGCGUUUAAAAUCGGCGCUAUUGUGCCGAAAGCGUUCCGGGGUCCCAUUUUUUGUCCUGUCGCAGCGCAGAACGCUCCCACUUUGUCACCUGAAUCUGUUGCGCAACUCGAAGAAUGUAGAGCAGCGACAUUACGUCCACCAGCAGAACCACCCAGAGCCGCAGGAGCAAACGGGCAGCCGCCCAGUCCGUGUCCCCGCCUCGGCCCGGUUGCCGGCAGCGCCGGGCCACAUGCGCUCCCGAAGGCGCUGCCCCCCUGUCGGGGUUCGCCGGUAAGGCCGGCCACGAUACCAGUUGCGCGGGCCGGCGCGAUGCGUUUUGCGCAUGCGGCCUCCGUCCGGUAGCCGAAGACACUCCGAACGCCUCGCCCCUGUUCUGCAAAGUUUUUGGCAGAUGCAAAAGCGCGCGGCCUUGUGCCCGCAUUGGCUGCGAAGACGAGGCGGCCCACCGUUCUUUCUUCCAAAAGCCCGCGGCCGUGGGUGUCUUAGGACGUGCUUGCCCUGGGAAUAUAGCGGGCAUGGGGGCAAUAAAACAAAGAAGGCGAGAAGGGAAAACCGGGAGGAGCUCCUGUCCGAAGGCGAAGCCGGGGGGCCCCUCAGGGGGGUGCUCUAGGGGGGUGCUUUUUUGGGCGCGGAAUUCUCCAGUUUUAGCUGGGGGAAAGGCUUCCCAAGGGGGGUGCUUUUUGGGGGUGCUUUUUUUUGCGAAAAAGGGGGCCCCUUUGGCUGCCCGGCCGGGGCCCCCGGCGGCCGCGGAAGCAGCCCUUUUCGCUUUUGGCCAAAGAGAACGCCGGCGGCCCCGGAGCCACGCCGGGGCGCGCCAGGCUGCUCCCUUCGGACCGGCCGCCGCCCCGGCCGCCAGGCAACGCUUCCGGUCGCAGCGAAGGCGGGCUCAGGGCCGCGCGCUCUUGCAUCUGCCAGAAGCCUUCCAGAACUGGGGCGAGACGUUCGGGGGGCCUCCUGCCAUCGGACGGAGGCCACACAUGCAAAACGCACCGCAUCGGGCCACGCCACUGGUAUCGCGGUCGCCCCUACCGGCGAUUUCCGACAGGGCCGCGGCGCUUUUGGUGACGCUUUUGCCCGGCGCUUCCGAAAGCCGGGCCGGGGCGGGGAAAGAAACGGGCUGGGCGGCUGUUGGUUUGUUCCUGGCGCUUUGGGUGGUUCUGCUGGUGAAUGUGGCGGCGUUGCUCUACAUUAUUCGGGUUGCGCGAGCGAUUCAGGUGGAAAACUGUAAGGGCUCCGCGCUGCGACAGGACAAGAAAUGGGGGCCGGCAACGUUUUCGGAAAAAUGCGACUCAUUGUAAACGCGCACCACCUUCGAACCCCUUGCACUUGUUUUCCCAUAGAUGCGCGCCUUUGAUUCGGAGCAGGGCUGCAGAGCCAAUGCUGGGGUCGCUUCGGCUCGUACAUGCGCAGGCGUGAGAACUAAAAACGACACACAUGCCAGCGGCAGCGCAUGGCGGGGCGGGCUCCGCAGGGGGGAAGUGCGAAAUGGUUGGGGCCCACACACAUCAACUAUAUUCCCCGGGAGCCCCGGGCCGGGGGGUGUUCGAUUUUUGAUGAACUUCCUUGAUUUUCCUUGUCUAAACAAACGUGGGCAACCAAGAAUCCCGGUUUUGCAUGACAACUUUGCACAGGAGUGUAGUCAGUAGUGCUAUUCUUGAUUUGGGCUACCAGAACUUGUCACGCAAACGGUGCCAAGAGCCAAGAGGCAGAGGCACAGCUGCGACAGCCUUCCGCCCACCUCCCGGGAGGGGGAUCCUUGACCUGUGGCGCUGGGUGCGGGUGUCCACUACAUGAUGAUGAUGACAGCCGUUGUUUGGUUUUGGUAUUUCCUAUUCAGCAUGACAAAAGAGGCGGAGGGGGAGUUGAGCGCUCUCAUAACCGAGAAUCCGUGGCUCUACGCCGAGUUCACGCAUUAUGGAAGUGUCAGGAUCGAAAUCGACAAAAUCGAAAAAUUUGUAAUGCAUAAAAUGUAGGACACGUAUGGCCUGUGUUGGGGAGCAGGCAAAUAAGACCGACUGCGAGCCUGUUUACGGGAUGGCAAUGCGCUGCCGAAGCAGCAUGACAGGAGCAGCCUUCUUUGCCCACACAGCAUGACAGGCUGGAUUUUGGUGCUCCCGAAAUUUGUCAUGCGCCACUUGGAAACUGAGGAUCCAACUGGUAUCGGUUUUAUGCGUCACAAAUUAAUCUUUCGAUUUUGUUGAUUUCGAUCCUGACGCUUCCAUACGCACGUUGCCUUCGUGGAGUAUAUCGAUGUGUACCCCCAUCUAUCAAGUGCAAACAUGUCUGGGUCUGGAAGAUUCUGAAACCUGUCACGCACGUUUUGCGUGAGCCAUGACGUCAGUGAUGCAUGCCCUAGCGUCACAGAUUUUCUGACGGCUUCUUGAUGCCUAUUUUUCCGAAUGACAAAUGCCCUCCCCGCAUAGCAAAAAUUACAUUCCGUCUGCUACUCAUGCAAUACAGAUUUUAUAUACAGUCCAAACCUGACAUGACAACUUCUAACCUUCCAGACCCAGACAUAUUUGCAUUUGAUACCAUCACCAGGGUAUGAACUGCAAAAGUAUCGUACUCGCAUAAAUGCAUUACAAAUUUUCUCAGCAUGAGAAAUAAAAUUUGUAAUGCUGAUUUACCUUAAAAGAAAUAUUGGUUAUGCAAGGCUUGCAUUUAUACGAAUACGAUACUUUUGCACAGGAUACAGGGCCAGUUUGCGUUGGUCGCGCCCGCAGUGUAUACGUACCGAACUGA